UUUUAGGGGUGUUGGAUGUCGCUUUUUCACAUUGUUGUCGUUUCUAUGUUUUACUUCGACUGCUUUUUAGCACCGGAAGGAAGUGCGGUUCCAGCAACAUAUUCCACAGCCUCCACGGUUCGACAGAUUCCUGCUGAUCGUUCGUGUGAUUUCUGAUCGCAAUCACUCUUUGAGCUUCCAUAACUCCCGAAUCCAUUUUACACAAAUCAAAACAAAAAAUAAAAUAAAAUAAUUAUGGAGGAAGAAGCGAAAACGAAGCCCAGAACUGCAGGGCCUUACUUGUGCUGCGUCUGUAACCAGCGAAGAGCCGCCCUCAAGCGACCCAAAACCCUAGAGCAGGUUUGUAGGGAGUGUUUCUAUGAGGUUUUUGAGGAGGAGAUUCAUCGAGUUAUUGUUGAGAACCAGUUGUUUAAGCCCGGCGAACGCAUAGCAAUCGGCGCCUCCGGUGGUAAAGAUUCCACUGUCCUUGCUUAUGUAUUAUCAACGUUGAAUAGGCGGCACCAUUAUGGUCUAGAUCUCUUCCUCUUGUCUGUUGAUGAGGGCAUUACUGGGUACAGGGAUGAUUCUCUCGAAACUGUCAAAAGAAAUGAAAUACAGUAUGGGUUGCCAUUAAAAGUUGUCUCAUACAAAGAUUUGUACGGAUGGACUAUGGAUGAAAUAGUGAAGAUGAUUGGUCUAAAAAAUAAUUGCACUUUUUGUGGUGUUUUCCGCCGUCAGGCCCUUGAUCGCGGUGCAGCUAUGCUGAAAGUGGAUAAGGUUGCUACUGGACAUAAUGCGGACGAUAUUGCCGAAACUGUUUUAUUGAACAUAUUACGAGGUGAUAUUGCUAGGCUAGGUAGAUGUACUGCAAUAACUACUGGUGAGGAUGGACCAAUUCCUCGAUGCAAACCUUUUAAGUAUACUUAUGAGAAAGAGAUUGUUAUGUAUGCCUAUUUCAAGCGGCUGGACUACUUCUCCACUGAAUGUAUCUAUUCUCCAAAUGCGUACCGAGGGUUUGCUCGGGAGUUCAUCAAAGACUUGGAAAGAAUAAGACCUAGGGCCAUAUUAGACAUCAUUAAAUCAGGAGAGGAUUUCAGGAUUUCCACUUCUACAAAAAUGCCUGAGCAGGGGACAUGUGAACGUUGUGGUUACAUUUCAAGCCAGAAAUGGUGCAAAGCCUGUGUUUUGCUUGAGGGGUUGAAUCGAGGGUUACCAAAGCUGGGGAUUGGGCGGACUCGAGGCCUAAAUAAUGAUCGUAAGGACGCAAAAGGGAAUAAUGCAGCGAAAAGUAUUGAGAGCAAACAAUGUGGAACUUUGGACUUCUGAUUGAUGUAUCAUGAAGGCCUUGGUUUUGCCUUUGUAGACAGAAGGUAGUGAAAACCAGAGAUUGUCUCAGAAAUUUUACGAACUGCAGUGUAGCAUAUUAUGGUUCUCUUCUUAAAAUACCAAAACUAGGACUUGUGUGCAGUCCAUUCUGCAGCAAUUUUGUAUACGAGUUGAGGUAAGAAGUAAAAACGAAUUCUAUAUUUUUUUUUAAAAAUUUAAUUUUGGU
Messenger RNA from Morus notabilis, 1531 nucleotides. Its product is annotated as cytoplasmic tRNA 2-thiolation protein 1. Gene Ontology annotation, cellular component: cytosolic tRNA wobble base thiouridylase complex; mitochondrion. The transcript is spliced from 10 exons. Gene Ontology annotation, biological process: tRNA wobble position uridine thiolation. The record is from RefSeq and is a predicted model, not a curated record. NCBI's taxonomy places the organism in Eukaryota, Viridiplantae, Streptophyta, Magnoliopsida, Rosales, Moraceae. The coding region runs from base 235 to 1305 and encodes 356 amino acids. Gene Ontology annotation, molecular function: tRNA binding.